AUGGAUGGCUUCAUCAAUUAUUUCCGUGCUUAUCACUCGAUUGCUUCAUUAUACGGUUGUGCAUUAAAUGCUCUUUUGGUGUAUGUGGUUCUUACAAAAAGCCCCAAGAGUAUUAAAAGUUAUGGAGUUCUGGUCAUCAAUUUUUCAAUAACUGAUUUCUUGAUCUGUAUUUUUAAUCUCAUCAUAAUGCAAAGAAUCAUAAUCUGUGGAGAUGGUGUGGCCUACAUCUCAAUUGGUCCAUGCUCUCUCCAUUCCGCCAGAUUCUGCUUCAUCUCAUUCGUCCUAAUCCUUCAUUUCUACACCCAUUCAUUUUGGCUCCUUCUAAUCUCAUUUUCCUAUCGAUAUUACGUUAUGAUCAAAUCCGAACCAAAAAUGUGGAAAACCCAACUUCUAGUCUGCAUUUUCUAUCUCCCUUCGCUAUUUCGAAACAUAAAUAUACACACUCAAAAUGUCCCCGAAGAAUCCGCGAAAAAAAUGGUUAUGGCGUAUUAUCCUAGCUAUGACGUGAGCCAACUCACUGUAACUGCUGUUGCUACAGUUUGGGACUUCACAGCGCUCUAUUGUUGUAUUCACGUGGUUGGUGUUAGUGUCCCCAUUGCUUUUGCUAUAGUGACUUUGAGAGGUAAAAUUCUAAAGAAGCUCAGUGCCGCAGGUCAAACUACAUCACAACGUUCUAAACAACUUCAAUUACAAUUUCUCAAGGUAAGCUCUAGAGUCCGAUGACGUUCUAUAAACUGUUUCAGGCUCUAACGUUCCAAGCGUGUAUCCCAGUAUUCUACCUCUGGGGUGGUUUAUGUUUCAUGAUUCAACAAUGGAACAUAAUCAAUAAUGCUCUUCCACAAUAUUUUUGUUUCUGCUUCUUCAUCCUUGUUCCAAUUCUCAAUCCAAUGUCUUCUUUCAUUUUCAUCACACCCUAUCGUAAUUUCUUUAUUUCGAAUCUCAAACGAAAGUUUACAACCACCUCAACAAAAAUAUCAGUUGCUCAUAGUAGCGAUUUCAUCACCUAG
This is a messenger RNA of Caenorhabditis angaria, 1007 nucleotides long. The record is from the annotation of a GenBank genome assembly. NCBI's taxonomy places the organism in Eukaryota, Metazoa, Nematoda, Chromadorea, Rhabditida, Rhabditidae.